AUGGCGAGGGACUCCUCGGACGAAGACCUGGAGGUGGCCCAGAUCGCAUGGGUCCCGAUGGAUCUGGGGCACCCAGGACCACCCUCCCCGCUACCCUCGCACCCCAUCCCCCCUCGAGGGAGCAUUGUGGCGCUGCCGUCUCCGGGGGCUUUCUCUCCAGCCGCCGUCCCCUUUGUCCCGGAGGGAACCAUCCGCUACCAGCCGGAGGGAUCGAGCGGGUCAUCGUACAUCGGAGGGCAGAUGCCAAGCGGGACAAGGCCCGACUCUCUGGGCGAACCCUUCCACGCGCGGCUGCAGCCAGACGGGUCUCGCCGAAGAGCAGAAAGUGAACCCCAAGAACAGGCUGGCGGCCGGCCAAUCCCGCCUCUCUCCUUGGAGAUCGGCAGAGUCCAGCCUGAAGGCUCAGGGUACAGCACCCCAACUUUGCGGUCUCCGGUAGAGCUGCGCCCCUUGUCCCCUGGAUCUGGCAGCUCCUCCUCCCUGUCCAGCCUGUCUCCCUCCAUGAAACUUAGCCAGUCCCCAAGCAGGGGGGCUCUUCCUGACCUCUGCGCCUUGGAUCCUCUGUCUUCGGGCAUCCUGGCCACUGUGGAACUGAAGGACUCCCUCCCCAAGGCCGAAUCCAGUGACCACAUCUGCCUGAGCCGGCCGGCCUCGUCCCACCGGCUGGGGUCUCUCUCCAAAGCCAUCUCCAGCGAGUAUCUGUCAGGGGGCAGGAUGGGGCCUUCCAAAUCCGCCAUGCUCUCCAAAGCCGAGUCAGAGGAACUGACCUCCUACUCCAGGGUCCGUCUGUCACCCCAACUGCAAGACCCGCGGAGCAGCAAUACCAACCGCGCAGAGAACUUUCUGGAAAGAUUUGGCCGGCCACAAACAAGGCAGGACAAGGAGUUCCGCAUCACGGUGGUGACGUGGAACGUCGGCAGCUCCAUGCCCCCCAGCGACGUGGCCUCCCUCUUGCACCUGGACUCAGGGGACUCCAGUGACAGCGACAUGAUUGCCAUCGGGUUGCAGGAGGUGAAUUCCAUGCUCAACAAACGCCUGAAGGACGCGCUCUUCACCGACCAGUGGAGUGAGCUUUUCAUGGAGGUGUUGAGCCCCUUUAACUUCGUCCUGGUGAGCACGGUACGGAUGCAAGGAGUUAUCCUGUUUGUCUUUGCAAAGUAUUACCACCUGCCUUUCCUACAGAACAUCCAGACAGACUGCACCCGGACAGGGCUGGGCGGUUACUGGGGCAACAAGGGAGGGGUGAGUGUCCGGUUGGCCAUCUUCGGGCACAUGGUUUGCUUCUUGAACUGCCACCUGCCGGCACACAUGGAGAAGGCGGAGCAGCGUAAGGAGGACUUUACCACCAUCCUCCACCUGCAGCAGUUCGAGGGGCCCUCGGCCAACGGCAUUCUCGACCACGACCUCGUCUUCUGGUUUGGGGAUCUCAACUUCCGCAUUGAGAGCCUGGACAUCCGCUACGUGAAGUACGCCAUUGACAACAGCAUCCUCCAUCAGCUCUGGGAGAAGGACCAGCUUAACAUUGCAAAAACCACGUGGCCCAUUCUGAAGGGCUUCCAAGAAGGAUUCCUCAACUUCCCCCCGACCUUUAAAUUUGACGUGGGAACUAACAUGUAUGACACCAGCGCCAAGAAGCGGAAGCCGGCUUGGACAGACCGUAUCCUAUGGAAAAUCAAAAGCGGUGGCCACCCAGUGCAUUCUGGGAGAUCCAGCGGUGGGAACUUGACUGUGACCCAGCUCUGCUAUUGCAGCCAUAUGGAGUACACUGUGAGCGAUCACAAGCCCGUGGUCUCCGUUUUUGCAGUACUGUUUGGUUCCCGAGCUGAUAUACCCCUGGUGGAGAUGCAAGUGGCGGACGAGUGGACCAAGCCGGAGCAAGCCGUGGUCCGUUACAGGACGUCCUUAGUUUUCCACCGCAGCUCCUGGGAUUGGAUCGCCCUCUAUCGGGUGGGUUUCCGGCACUGCAAGGACUACAUAGCCUAUGUAUGGGCCAAGCAGGAAGAUACAGAGAGCCACCUCUACCAGCUAAGCUUUCCCGAGGAGUGCCUGCCUAAAGGGAAGGGCGACUACAUCCUUGGCUACUAUAGCAACAACUGCAGCUGCAUGGUGGGAGUCACAGAUCCCUUCCAGAUCUCCUUGCCCACCUUGGAACAAGUCAGCAGCGCCACAGACAGCACCAACAGCACCUCUGAAGAGGACGAUGACAGCACGCUGGUGCUCCUCGGCCCCAAAUCCCGCAGCCCCAGCCCCGGGAAGAUGCACCGCCACCGCAGCCGCAGCCCCAGCCUGGCCAAGUUCCAGGGGCUGCUCUUGCGAUCCACCAGCCGAGACCAAGGGGCCAGCCGUAGCCCCUCGCCCCAAGGACGCCGCCAUAGCACCAUCCUGAAGGCGGACAUUCCCAGCAUCCAGUUUUCCAAGGACAGCCCACGGCACCGCUCCAAGUCGCGGGAGAUGGUGCAGAACGCCCAGGCCUCCUCCUCCUCCUCCUCUACCUCCAAUGCCUCCCAGUCCCGGACAGGCUGGCGCUUCGAGGAGACUCCGCCGUCCCGGGCCGAUCCCCGGAAUCUGGGCUUGCUGCCUGCUGUGCGCUUGGAGACGGUGGAUCGUGUCAUGGGGUCCCGGCGUGACAGCACUGACCCGAGCCUGCCUGGACGAAGGAUGAGCCCCACCAGCCCCACGGCAGGGCUUGCGGCCCUCUUUAGUACUUCCCCACAAGAGGGGGCACCCCACGAUCCCCACAGCUACAGCUGUGAAACCAGACACUAA
This is a messenger RNA of Protobothrops mucrosquamatus (brown spotted pit viper), 2766 nucleotides long. It is a transcript of the gene INPP5J, whose product is annotated as inositol polyphosphate-5-phosphatase J. The transcript has 13 exons. NCBI's taxonomy places the organism in Eukaryota, Metazoa, Chordata, Lepidosauria, Squamata, Viperidae. Gene Ontology annotation, cellular component: cytoplasm; ruffle; plasma membrane. The coding region runs from base 1 to 2766 and encodes 921 amino acids. Gene Ontology annotation, molecular function: phosphatidylinositol-4,5-bisphosphate 5-phosphatase activity; phosphatidylinositol-3,4,5-trisphosphate 5-phosphatase activity. Gene Ontology annotation, biological process: negative regulation of peptidyl-serine phosphorylation; phosphatidylinositol dephosphorylation. The record is from RefSeq and is a predicted model, not a curated record.